Messenger RNA from Penicillium pulvis, 2973 nucleotides. Its product is annotated as phosphatidylinositol-3,5-bisphosphate 5-phosphatase. The transcript has a single exon. Gene Ontology annotation, molecular function: phosphatidylinositol-3,5-bisphosphate 5-phosphatase activity. The record is from RefSeq and is a predicted model, not a curated record. Bases 1 to 2973 code for a protein of 990 amino acids. Gene Ontology annotation, cellular component: intracellular membrane-bounded organelle. Gene Ontology annotation, biological process: phosphatidylinositol dephosphorylation. NCBI's taxonomy places the organism in Eukaryota, Fungi, Ascomycota, Eurotiomycetes, Eurotiales, Aspergillaceae.
AUGGAGAGCUUCGACGACGUGACCCUGAUCGGCCCAGUAUCAGACCCCGCGGUACACGAUGAACAUAUUUCCUCAAACAACCAUGAAACAAAGACAAGGAAACCCGGCGUGGAAUCGGGUGGCACGGGCACCCCCACCUCCAGCCAGUCGGUGAAUGCAGGCCGUGCCCAACUGGAAGGAGCUGGUUCUGAGAUAGUGGAGGCACCAACAAUUUCACCAGAGUUUCCUCCCGAAGAGGAAGAUGAGGAGCCUCACGUUGCGACUUCCUUUGAGCGCGAGUCAUCACCUACUUCUGCGCAAAAACACAGAUUGGGAUUGGAGGGUGAAGAUGAGAGCAUCAACCGCUUGCACAAGUUUACUCUUUACGAAACUGCGACGAGGUUUUACAUGGUUGGCAUCAAUCUAGCCGAGACGCGUUUCCGAAUCUUGAAAAUAGAUCGCACCACGGAGUCGGGCGAGUUGAGCAUCAUCGAGGAUGAUGUGAUUUACACAAAGAGAGAAAUGGUUCAGCUGCUUGAUGCCAUCGACGAUGGCAACAAGAGUUCCGGUGGUCUGAAUCAGAAAUGCAGUGCCUGGGCGUUGCUCGGAUUUAUCCAAUUCACGGGCGCGUAUUACAUGCUUCUUGUCACAAAGAGAAGCCAGGUAGCCAUGCUAGGUGGUCAUAAUGUUUACCAAAUCGAUCAGACAGAACUCAUCUCAUUGACAACAUCGGACACAUCUCGCCUCAAACCAGAGAGCCAACCCGAUGAGGAGAGGUAUAAGGCCAUUUUGAAUAACCUUGACCUCACGCGAUCAUUUUAUUUCAGCUACUCCUACGAUAUCACGCGAUCAUUGCAGCACAACUUCUGCCGAGAACGCAAAGCACAUCAGGAUGGACUACCUCGGUUUUUACCUCAGGAUUACAAUACCAUGUUUGUGUGGAACAACCAUCUCCUUACUCCAGCGAUCGCAGCACUCAAGAACCCAUUUCAAUGGUGCCUUCCGAUUAUUCAUGGAUAUGUGGAUCAGAGUAAGAUGAGUGUAUUUGGAAGAUUAGUGUACAUUUCGAUCAUUGCUCGACGGUCUAGACUCUUUGCCGGUGCACGUUUCUUGAAGCGCGGUGCUAAUGAUCUGGGAUAUGUGGCCAAUGAUGUGGAAACUGAGCAAAUUGUUUCUGAGCAAACAACAACAUCUUUCCACUCCGCAGGGCCAACACUUCAUGCGAACCCCAAUUACACUUCUUAUGUUCAGCAUCGUGGGAGUAUUCCGCUAUAUUGGACACAAGAGAGCACCGGUGUCUCACCAAAGCCUGACAUCCAUCUAAGUCUCAUCGAUCCAUUCUACUCUGCAGCGGCAUUGCAUUUUGACAAUUUAUUCGAGAGAUAUGGAGCACCGAUUUACAUUCUAAACCUCGUCAAAGCUCGGGAACGGACACCAAGAGAGUCAAAGCUUCUUAAAGAGUUCACCAAUGCUGUGGAGUAUCUUAAUCAGUUUCUGCCUUCGGAUAAGAAGCUGAUAUACAAAGCGUGGGAUAUGAGCCGGGCGUCGAAAAGUCGAGAUCAAGAUGUUAUAGAAACUUUGGAAGGGAUUGCUGGAGAUAUCAUCCCAAAGACAGGGUUCUUCAAAAAUGGGGCCGAUGUCGAAUCAGGCUUACAGCUUCAAAAUGGCGUGGCACGUACCAAUUGCAUCGACUGCCUAGAUCGUACAAACGCAGCGCAGUUUGUAAUUGGCAAAAGAGCCCUCGGAUACCAACUUCAUGCUCUUGGGGUCAUCGAUGGGACAACAGUCGAGUAUGAUACGGAUGCUGUCAAUUUGAUUACGAACAUGUGGCAUGACCAUGGCGAUACCAUUGCCAUCCAAUACGGAGGAUCCCAUUUGGUCAACACCAUGGCCACAUACCGCAAAAUCAAUCAGUGGAGUAGCCAUUCGCGCGAUAUGGUGGAAAGCUUCAAGCGGUACUAUAAUAACUCUUUCCUCGAUGCUCAACGUCAAGAGGCUUACAACCUUUUCUUGGGCAACUACAUCUUCUCAGAUGAUGCCCCAAUGCUUUGGGAUCUUUCCACCGAUUACUACCUUCAUCAUGAAAAUCCCAGGUCCUAUGUCAAGAAAAAGCGACCAAAUUACAUUUCCUGGUACACGCCCGAACAUCUGAAAGAGCGAGAGAUUCCUCCACCCCCAGCUUGUCCCAAAGAGCCACUUUCCCGCUUCGACGAUUACUGGCUGGAAUACUAUCGCCCACUCGCACUUUCCACGCUCUCCAAAAUCUACUCUUACAAGAUGAACUCAACUCUCCGAUACCUGCCACAUAUUCGUGGAGGCAAUGUUCCCCCAAAUCUCAGCCCAUUUGUCCCACGCAUUACCCCAGACCAAGUCCAGCGCGACCGUCCACAGCGAACAGUGAAGAUCCAAGAACCAACAAACAGCCGCUCUACAACAUCAACCCCAACAAUCACGGGGUCUGGCCAGAGUUGGACACAUCAACCACCUUCAUCCUCCAAACAACCGCCUUCAGUUGGCAUCAUCAAAGAACCAACCUUUGAGUUGUACCAGGGAAACCGCAUCCCACCCAUAAAUCCAAACACUUCCACAGUCACCCCGAGCAAAGCACAGAUCGCUCAGUGGACACUCGGACAAUUAGUCACCGACUCUUUGAACCCGUCUGUCACUGCAACAGAAGCCGAGGAAUACGAACGAUACAUCAAUCACCCCCUUAAAGUCCCACUGGUCGUGACGUCCGAUAAUGAGGUGACAGCUGCCUCGCUUCGGGAACAUCAGCCAAAUUUAGAUCUUUUGGAAUAUGCGAACAAGUGCAAUGUUGAGGAUGCAGCUCUUGAAGCUAGUGCAGAGGGCAACUUGGCAGAUUAUGCGGAGUUUCUCAAUGUUUCGGAGGAGGGACUUACCGUCGUCAGUGAAGACUAUGAAAAGAAGAGGUACAAGAGGUACAAACAGUGGUUACGAGGAAAGAGUCUUUUCAAGCAACGUGUCGAUACGUGA